Messenger RNA from Ipomoea triloba (trilobed morning glory), 2368 nucleotides. RefSeq lists its product as uncharacterized. Bases 630 to 1910 code for a protein of 426 amino acids. Lineage: Eukaryota; Viridiplantae; Streptophyta; Magnoliopsida; Solanales; Convolvulaceae. The record is from RefSeq and is a predicted model, not a curated record. The transcript is spliced from 3 exons.
UUCAGCUUCACACAAAAACGCCCCUAAAUUCUGAAAAAGAAAAAAAAAAUCUUUUUUUUUUUUCUAGAAAUCCCUAAAAAUUCUUUAACCAAACUUUACUCUCGCCGGAAACUAUGAACUUUCCGGCCGAAAGUUCCCUCCUUCACGAACGCAAUGCCCGUAUUCCCGUUCACCGCCGUCACGUUUUCCGUGAAAAUUCGUAGCCAAAGCCUUUUCCUUCCUUCCUUUCUCAUUAUCUCCCACUUCAACAGCUUCACGAGAAGCGAGAUCGAGAAAGGUAUGAAAGAAUAGAAAAUUUUCAGAUUUGUUUUAGCAUAAACAUAAACAUAAACUAUAACUUAAUUUUGAUCGGGUUCUGUGACCUUGGAGGUUGAUCAUGUGUUGGAGCUGAUUAGCAUUAUUUUUCCCUGAUCUUUUGUGCCUUUUUCAUGGAUUUCUGUGUAAAUUGAGGUAUGAUAAGUGUGUAACAGUUAAUUCAGAGUGAUUUUGAAUUGUGCUCAGAGGUAACAGAGAUAGAGAGAGAGAGAGAGACGGUGUGGGUGUGUAAUUAUUUUGUACAGAGAGAGAGAGAGAAAGAGAGCGUAUAGGUUUAGACUGUGAGUGAGAGAGAAAGUACGAGUUUGGUAGAAAUGCCGGUGAUGAAGGUUCAACCAAUCGACUCUCUAUCAUCGUCGAUCCGUGGGGAUUCAGCGAGGUCGGUGUCGAAAUCGCGGCUUAAGAGGUUCUUCGAUCGGCCUUUCACUAGCGUUCUGCGGAGUUCAUCGGCGUCGGAGAAGGCCACCGUCACGGUCGGAGCUGGUGUCGAAGUACCGUACGGCAAAGAUGGAGGGGUUUCGUCAACGGCGGCUGAGUUCGAGCCCAGCUCGGUCUGCUUGGAUAAGAUGGUUCAGAAUUUCAUCGAGGAAAGCAAUGAGAAGCAGCCGCCGUCGAAAAUCGGGCGCAACCGCUGCAAUUGCUUCAACGGCAACGGCAGCGACAGUUCCGAUGAUGAGUUCGAUUUCACCUCCUCUGGAUUUUCUGAUUUUGUGGCCAAUUCCUCAUCCUUCGGCGACUCAUCUGAUACCAUCAAGAGCUUGAUUCCCUGUGAGAGUGUUGCGGAGAGAAAUCUCUUAGCCGACACCUCGAAAAUCAUCGAGAAGAACAAAAUCUGCAAACGUAAAGACGAUCUUCGGAAAAUCGUCGCCGACGGCCUCUCGACUCUAGGCUACAACGCCUCCAUCUGCAAAUCCAAAUGGGAGAAAGCUUCAUCCAUGCCUGCUGGAGAAUACGAAUACAUUGAUGUGAUUGUGGAAGGAGAAAGAGUGUUGAUCGAUGUAGAUUUUCGAUCGGAAUUCGAGAUUGCGAGGUCAACGGGAAGUUACAACGCGGUUCUACAGUUGCUGCCGCUGAUUUUCGUCGGAAACGGCAAUCGGCUUCUGCAAAUCGUUUCGAUCAUGUCGGAGGCGGCGAGGCAGAGCUUGAAGAAGAAAGGUAUGCACAUCCCUCCCUGGCGCAAAGCCGAGUACAUGAAAGCUAAGUGGCUCAGCCCCUACAGCCGCUCCUAUUCCCCUCCGCCACCGCCGCCGGAGAAUCCUGAACCCGAAUCCGAACCGAAACCGGAACCCGAAGCUGUUGAGGAUGAAGCCGAAGCUGAGGCCGAGGCAGGAGCUGAAGCUGUGAGCGAGUGCGGGGAGUUGGACUUGAUAUUCGGAGACAAUACGACACCGUUUGCGGAUGAAAAUAACCCGUCUUCACCGGCGUCUCCAUCGCCGCCGGCGAUAAUUCCCGGCGAGGAAGCGAAGCCAUCUCCGUCGCCAAAACCGGCGGCGAUGCUGAUGUGGCAACCCCCGGCGAUAAAGCCGAAAAGUUGCGAAAGAGGCAACCGGGUCAUCGUCACCGGGUUGGCUUCCCUUCUCAAGGAGAAACCCUAAGAAAAAAUUUUGGUCUUUUCCCCUUUUUUUUCCUUUAAUUUUUAUAUCUCCCAAAAAUUCCUAACAUUUUCGAAUCUAUUUUUGUGGAGUACAAAAAAUAUAAAUAUAAUAUAAAAACCUAUAUAGAGAUGGGAGACUCAAUUAUAGAGCUAAUUGAAAUUUUCUCCUGUUUUUUUAUUUUUAUUUUCCAUCCCUUCUUUUUUUGUUUGUAAGGGUCUCUUGUAAGUUGUAAGAAACAAAAUUCUAGACUAAACUGUCCCUGUUGUAAUAAAUUCUUAGAGUCCAAAAUUAAAGAAAAAAUAGGUUUUAUGAAAGUAUGAACUCUGCAUAUCCAAAUGUUCCUUCCAAGGGAACAUCGUCUUAGUUUGGCCUUUCAUCUAUGUUUAUGAAAACAAAAAUCCUGUAUUUAAUGACAUUGCUAUCUUUAAUAGAAUAUAUAUAAUGUAAAUUUUUUAGUA